UUGUCUACAAUGAACCAAACAAGAGUCACAGACUUCGUCCUGCUGGGUUUCGGAAAUCUUUACAGCUUCAGCAUUAUAUUUUUCAUUCUGUUAUUGAUCAUCUUUCUUCUAACAAUUAUAGGAAACCUUCUUAUCAUCGUCCUAGUGUGCACCAAUGCCCGGCUCCAGUCCCCCAUGUAUUUCUUCCUCUGUCAUCUUUCCUUUUCUGACCUUAUACUUUCCACCAUUAUUGUACCCAACAUGUUCGAUGCUAUUCUACUAGGAUUGAAAAUAAUGACUUUCACCUCCUGCAUUACACAGUUAUAUUUCUACAGUGGUUUGAUGAUUACAGAAUGUUAUCUUCUUUCAGUGAUGUCCUAUGACCGAUACCUGGCCAUCUGUAACCCCCUAAGAUACUCCAGUAUCAUGGACUAUAAGUUACGUGUUGGUCUUUCAGUAUGGCCAUGGUUGGUGGGUCUUACUGUUAAUCUUUCCGGAGUCAUGCCCGUUGCAAAUUUAAAUUUUUGCCAUGACAAUAUCAUUGACCAUUUCUACUGUGACUUCUCUCCGCUCCAGAAGCUUUCUUGCUCGGACACUUCUCAUAUAUACAUAGAAAUACUUCUUUUUUCUAUGCCACUUUUUAUUUUUCCAUGUGGGUUUAUCAUUGUCACCUAUGUGUAUAUCUUCCUCGCCAUAUUUAAGAUACCAUCCACAACUGGGAAACAGAAAACCUUCUCUACCUGCAGUUCUCACCUUAUUGUUGUGGGGACAUAUUACGGGUCAAUAACCAUUAAAUACAUGAUCCCAUCUAAAGGACAGUCAUCGCUUAUUGAUAAGAUUUUAUCCUUACUGCACACUGUGUUCACUCCCCUGUUUAACCCUAUUAUCUAUAGUCUCAGAAACAAGGACAUAAAGAUGACACUUAAAAAGGUUUCUCAAAAAUAAAGAAAACUUUUAUUUAAUUCCAAAUUUUGUUGUCUUAUAGUAGCAUAUAUAUAUACACACUAGUAUCUCAAAAACAGGCAA
Messenger RNA from Hyla sarda, 1005 nucleotides. Its product is annotated as olfactory receptor 11L1-like. Gene Ontology annotation, biological process: G protein-coupled receptor signaling pathway. Gene Ontology annotation, molecular function: olfactory receptor activity; G protein-coupled receptor activity. The annotation marks the transcript as partial. Gene Ontology annotation, cellular component: membrane. The record is from RefSeq and is a predicted model, not a curated record. Lineage: Eukaryota; Metazoa; Chordata; Amphibia; Anura; Hylidae. The transcript has a single exon.